UGGCGUUCGCAACUGGCAACGUUCCCGCACUGAAGCUCAGUCAACGUGUAGCCAGCAAAAGUUAAACAAACAGCUUUAAAAAAAAAAAACAAAAACACGAGAAGCAAAUCAUAUUGAAUUCAACAAAAUGGCGAAUCGGGAGCUGGAAUUAAAUUCCGGAAUGCGCUGCGCCAAAUAUAUGCUCAUCAUAGUGAGCUUUAUGUUUGCGCUGACAGCUAUAUUGCUGAUCAUGGUUGGCACAACCAUUCAGGCAAUUUUUGGCGACUUUAGUCUCUUUAUCGAUGGACACUUCUCGUCGCCUCCCGCCCUCUUGAUUGCCAUUGGUUUCAUCCUUAUUGCCGUGGCCACCCUCGGUGCCUAUGGAGCGGUCAAAGAGAGCGUUAUGGUCAUCAACCUGUAUGGUGUUUGCCUGUUCCUCGUCUUCAUACUGGAAGUGUCGGCGGCAAUUGCCGCUUUUGUCAUGCAAUCGCAGGUUAAGGAAAUGCUUUGGCGCACCAUGACCGAGGCAUUAUCCAUAUACGAAAAGGACGCCAAUGUGGCUGUCGGAGUGGACUUUAUGCAAUCUGGAUUGGGCUGCUGCGGCGUUAUCAGUCCUGAUGACUGGAAGCAAUACUAUUCGCCCAACAAGAACAUGAGCCAUCUGGAUUCGGAUAAUGUGGUGGUGCCAAUUUCAUGCUGCGGCAGCCUCGCCGAGGAUCCCAACGACAACAACGAGGUGAACUGCUUGGAGCCCUACGAAUAUGGCUGCUUCAACAAGAUGAAUUUCAUCAUGUCGCAGAGCACAAUGCUGAUUGCCACGGGCGCAACAACUGUCGCCUUCGUCCAGCUGCUGGGCGUGCUCUGUGCCUUUAUGCUGGCCAAGACAUUGCGUCGCAACAAGUCGAUACGCGAGGCACGCCGCUGGCAGCUGCAGCAAAGCCUGGGCGUCCUCAUUUCCGGUGGCAAGGUGGGACUGCCAGCCAAUUCGGCAAUGAGCGGCUAUCAGCAGCUGGAGAAUAGCAACGAUCUGGGCACCCACGAACCCUACACUUACACACCCCAGAGUCCCAGCGUCAACUGAGGCAACAGCAAGCAAUUAUAUUAAUAAAAAUAACAACACUUAAAUAAUAAUGUAAAAAAAUAU
Molecule: messenger RNA, 1123 nt
Organism: Drosophila hydei
Lineage: Eukaryota; Metazoa; Arthropoda; Insecta; Diptera; Drosophilidae
Product: tetraspanin-7
Exons: 5
Coding region: 128-1060 (310 amino acids)
Cellular component (GO): membrane
Source: RefSeq, a predicted model, not a curated record